Telopea speciosissima is the source of this 2348-nucleotide messenger RNA. RefSeq names its product pentatricopeptide repeat-containing protein At1g08070, chloroplastic-like. Gene Ontology annotation, molecular function: zinc ion binding; protein binding; RNA binding. The transcript has a single exon. Lineage: Eukaryota; Viridiplantae; Streptophyta; Magnoliopsida; Proteales; Proteaceae. Bases 71 to 2281 code for a protein of 736 amino acids. Gene Ontology annotation, biological process: RNA modification. The record is from RefSeq and is a predicted model, not a curated record.
CGUUAUGUUUUUUGGGCGUAACGCUUGAAAGUUGAAAGACUUUCAGAGAGAAAUUUCAAACCUUUUGCCAAUGUUGUUCUCUUUGCAGUCCCCAUUGAUCUCUGCGUCCUCUCUCCAUCUCCUCCCUUUCUCUGACCCUCCUUACAAAAUCCUCAGAAUUCAUCCAUCUCUCUCUCUCAUUUCUACAUGCAAGGGCAUCGAAAAUCUUAAACAAAUUCAUUCCCAAAUCAUCAAGACAGGCCUGCACAACACACAGUUCGCACUCAGUAAGCUAAUCCAGUUUUGUGCUAUUUCGCCUUGUGGUGAUCUUUCUUAUGCUAUCUCAAUCUUUUCAUGUAUGGAUGAACCAAAUCAAUUCGUUUGGAACACGAUUAUUCGAGGCCAUUGCAUGAGCUCUGCCCCAAUUCACGCCAUAGCUUUUUAUGUUCAUAUGCUCUUUGCAGGAGCAGAGCCGAAUUACUAUACUUUUCCUUUUCUUUUGAAAGCUUGUGCGAAAGUUCAAGCUACCCAUGAAGGGAAACAGGUCCAUGCGCAUGUUUUGAAGCUUGGUCUUGAGACUGAUGCCUUUAUACAUACUUCUCUUAUUAACAUGUAUGCCCAAAGCGGCGAACUAACCGACGCUCGGUUGGUUUUUGAUAAAGGUUUUUCAAGAGAUGUGGUGUCUUUCACUGCUUUGCUUACUGGUUAUGCUUCAGCAGGUUAUCUGGAUGAUGCUCGUCAGGUUUUUGAUGAAAUUCCUGUUAGAGAUGUUGUGUCAUGGAAUGCUAUGAUUGCAGGUUAUGCCCAAAGUGGGCGAUACGAAGAGGCGCUGGAUUUCUUACAGGCAAUGCUGAGAGAAAAUGCCCAGCCCAAUGAGAGCACAAUGGUCAGUGUUCUUUCAGCUUGUGCUCAGUCAGGGUCCCUUGAGUUGGGGAAUAGGGUUCGGUCUUGGAUUAAAGACCAUGGACUUGGUUCAAAUCUUCGACUUGUCAAUGCUCUCAUUGACAUGUACUCCAAGUGUGGGGAGUUGGAGACAGCUCGUGGUUUAUUGGACAGAAUAAGUCAAAGAGAUCAAAUCUCAUGGAAUGUUAUGAUUGGUGGGUAUACUCGUAUGAGCCACUACAGAGAAGCCCUGGAUCUCUUUAGGCAAAUGCUGCAAUCAAAAGAAGAGCCUAAUGAGGUUACCUUUUUGAGUAUUCUACCAACUUGUGCAUACUUAGGUACUCUUGAUCUUGGCAAAUGGAUUCAUGUAUAUACAGACAAGAACUUUAGUAAUUCAGUUAAUAUGUCCCUUUCAACUAGUCUUAUUGACAUGUAUGCUAAAUGUGGAAGUAUAGAAGCUGCAAAACAAGUCUUUGACUCUAUGAAAUCUAAAAGCCUGUCUUCUUGGAAUGCAAUGAUAUCUGGGCUAGCCAUGCAUGGGUAUGCAUAUAUGUCCCUCCAGCUUUUCUCUAGGAUGACUGAAGAAGGAUUCAAACCUGAUGAUAUCACUUUUGUUGGUGUACUUUCGGCUUGUAGCCAUGCUGGUUUGGUGGAAUUAGGUCACAAAUACUUUGAUAUCAUGAUCCAGGAUUACAAGAUUUCACCAAAAUUACAACACUACGGGUGUGUGAUUGAUCUCCUUGGUCGUGCUGGGUUGUUUGAUGAAGCAGAAGCCUUGAUGAAGACUAUGGAAAUGGAGCCUGAUGGAGCUAUUUGGGGAUCUCUGCUAGGAGCUUGUCGGGUACAUGGCAAUGUUGAGCUGGGUGAGUUUGUUGCAAAACAUCUUUUCAAACUGGAGCCAGAAAACCCUGGGGGUUAUGUGCUUUUAUCAAACAUCUAUGCAAGAGCUGGUAGGUGGGAGGAAGUAGCAAGGAUAAGAACCAGAUUAAAUGACAAGGGAAUGAAGAAAGUACCUGGCAGUAGCUCUAUUGAGGUGGAUAGUGUUGUACAUGAAUUUCUCGUUGGUGACAAAUCACAUCCACAGUACGAAGAGAUAUAUAAGAUGUUGGAUGAAAUUGAUGAAUUAUUAGAGCUGGCUGCUCAUGUGCCUGAUACGUCAGAGGUACUCUAUGAUAUAGAUGAGGAAUGGAAGGAAGGAGUAUUAUCUUAUCACAGUGAGAAAUUGGCGAUUGCUUAUGGGUUGAUCAGUACAAAACCAGGGACAACAAUCAGAAUAGUGAAGAACCUUCGUAUAUGUGGAAAUUGCCACUCAGCAACAAAGCUCAUAUCAAAGAUUUUCAACAGGGAGAUCAUUGCCAGAGAUCGGAAUCGUUUCCAUCAUUUUAGAAAUGGCUCUUGUUCUUGUAAGGACUGCUGGUGAAAAAUCCAUGUUUGCUUAUAUUAGGAUGUUAUGUAGGAUGAUGUUAUGUAAUUAAUUGGAAUUCUAA